AUGCAAAGAAACCAGACUUAUGAGCUUUAUUUCAUCAUUAAAGGGAUAUCAGAUGAUCCAAGUCUUCAGUUUCUCAUCUUCCUUUUGGUUCUUCUCAUGUAUCUCAUCACCCUAUGUGGUAACAUCACCAUUCUUUUUGCUUGCCGGGACCCCAAUCUCCAUACUCCCAUGUACUUCUUCCUGGGCAACUUGUCCAUAGUAGAUAUAUGUUGUUCUACAGUCUCUUUGCAUAAGAUCUUAAUCAACUAUAUUUCCGGGAAUAAAAUGGUUUCAUUUUUAGCUUGCAUGUCGCAGAUGUUCAUGUUCGGAUCCUUUCAAGGUCUUGAGCUGUUCAUACUCACAGCCAUGAGUUAUGAUCGCUAUGUAGCCAUCUGUAUGCCUUUGCGCUAUCACAUGGUUAUGAAUAUUAGGGUGUGUGCUAUAAUGGCUUCUGUCUGCUGGGUGCUGGCAUUUGUGCAAAACAUUCCCCCGGUUGGUAUGGUAUACAACUUGACUUGCUAUUUUUCCAUUGAAAUCAACCACUUCUUUUGUGACAUUAUUCCUGUGAUACAAAUUUCCUGCAAUGACACCUCGGUUGUGGAAAUGCUGUUUUUCAUAGAGGGCUUCUUUCCUAUUCUUGUUACUCCUCUUGUUCUCACUUUUAUUCCCUACAUUUUUAUAAUAUCUGCCAUACUGAAGAUCCGUUCUGCGAGUGGCAGACGUAAAGCCUUCUACACAUGUUCCUCACACAUCACGGUCGUCAUACUGCUGUCCACAACACUUUUCAGUCAAUAUCUGACACCAAACAUUAGCAGCACCUUGGAGGCCAAAAAAUGUUUUGCUUUAUUUAACACAGCUGCUGUCCCUAUGCUCAACCCACUGAUCUACAGCUUAAAAAAUAAAGAUGUGAAAAAAGCUCUCAAAAGGUGUAUGGCCAAAGUUAAAUAA
Messenger RNA from Pseudophryne corroboree (corroboree frog), 927 nucleotides. RefSeq names its product olfactory receptor 5G9-like. The coding region runs from base 1 to 927 and encodes 308 amino acids. Gene Ontology annotation, cellular component: membrane. The record is from RefSeq and is a predicted model, not a curated record. Gene Ontology annotation, biological process: G protein-coupled receptor signaling pathway. The transcript has a single exon. Lineage: Eukaryota; Metazoa; Chordata; Amphibia; Anura; Myobatrachidae. Gene Ontology annotation, molecular function: odorant binding; olfactory receptor activity; G protein-coupled receptor activity.